GCCAUCCUUGACAGACCCCCCUCCUCCUGGGAGUCUGUGACAGAGGUGGUCGGGACCCGCGGCUGGAAAAAGCCAAGCAGAGGGCCUGGGCUUGCCGGCCUGGGCCCAGUCCCAGCCCCAAGAUCCCUUGGCUCCUCCCCCAGGCCCUCCCCCACUCCACCCCACAUACACUUAAUACUUCGGACGUCCAGUCCCCACACUGCAGACUUUGGCCUUAGCUGUAGCUAGUGUGGGAGCCUGGAAGACUGGGAGCAAAGUCUCAAACAGAGCAAAAGAAGUUUCAGGCCUUGUGGAAGUUGCCAGCUUUCCCUAGAGGAGCUGCCACCUGCAGGUCACUUGGGCUCCAGGCAUGUGGCUGCCGAUGCUGCUGGGAACCUUGCUCUGGGUGGCGCUGUGGCUGCUCAGGGACCAGCAGAGCCUGCCCGCCAGCGAUGCCUUCGUCUUCAUCACGGGUUGUGACUCAGGCUUCGGGCGGCUUCUGGCACUGAGACUGGACCAGAGAGGCUUCCGAGUCCUGGCCAGCUGCCUGACCCCCUCAGGGGCAGAGGACCUCCAGCGGGUGGCCUCCUCCCGCCUCCACGCCACUCUGCUGGAUGUCACUGAUCCCCAGAGUGUCCAGCGGGCAGCCAAGUGGGUGGAGACACAUGUUGGGGAAGCAGGGCUUUUUGGUCUGGUGAAUAAUGCUGGUGUGGCUGGUAUCAUCGGACCCACACCGUGGCUGACACGGGAUGAUUUCCACCGGGUGCUGAAUGUGAACACACUGGGUCCCAUCGGGGUCACACUUGCCCUGCUGCCCCUGCUGCAGCAGGCCCGGGGCCGGGUGAUCAAUGUCACUAGUGUCCUGGGUCGCCUAGCAGCCAAUGGUGGGGGCUACUGUGUCUCCAAGUUUGGCCUGGAGGCUUUCUCGGACAGCCUGAGGCGGGACGUGGCUUCUUUUGGGGUCCGAGUCUCCAUCGUGGAGCCUGGUUUCUUCCAAACCCCUGUGACAAACCUGAAGAGUCUGGAGAACGCCCUGCAGGCCUGCUGGGCACGGCUCCCUCCAGCCACACAGGCCCACUAUGGGGAGGCCUUCCUCACCAAGUACCUGAAGGUGCAGCAGCGCAUCAUGAACCUGCUCUGUGACCCGGACCUGACCAAGGUGAGCAAGUGCCUGGAGCAUGCCCUGACUGCUCGUCACCCCAGGACCCGCUACAGCCCAGGCUGGGACGCCAAGCUGCUCUGGCUGCCAGCUUCCUACCUGCCAGCCAGCCUGGUGGAUGCCAUGCUCACCUGGGUCCUUCCCAAGCCUGCCCAUGCCAUCUACUGAGUCCUGCCCUCCAGCAAGACAUUUUUCUUCCAGGGCAGACUCUGAUUUAUGUCUGUCCCCACCCUGGUACUGCCUGGUGCCUGGCACAAAA
Messenger RNA from Equus quagga, 1397 nucleotides. It is a transcript of the gene RDH5, whose product is annotated as retinol dehydrogenase 5. Bases 350 to 1306 code for a protein of 318 amino acids. NCBI's taxonomy places the organism in Eukaryota, Metazoa, Chordata, Mammalia, Perissodactyla, Equidae. The record is from RefSeq and is a predicted model, not a curated record. The transcript has 5 exons.